Messenger RNA from Phycomyces blakesleeanus NRRL 1555(-), 1161 nucleotides. RefSeq lists its product as hypothetical. Lineage: Eukaryota; Fungi; Mucoromycota; Mucoromycetes; Mucorales; Phycomycetaceae. The coding region runs from base 1 to 861 and encodes 286 amino acids. The transcript has 10 exons. Gene Ontology annotation, molecular function: L-cystine transmembrane transporter activity. The record is from RefSeq and is a predicted model, not a curated record. Gene Ontology annotation, cellular component: vacuolar membrane. Gene Ontology annotation, biological process: L-cystine transport.
AUGGCGCCUGCAAUUCGAGAAACUUCCUCGGUUGGAUGGAAUGUAGUUUCGAACAUCAUUGGCUGGACAUACUUCUUGUCUUGGUCGGUUAGCUUCUAUCCUCAAGCAAUUCUCAACUGGCAACGCAAGAGUGUUCAAGGAUUAUCAAUUGAUUUCCUGUAUUACAAUGUCCUUGGUUUCCUUUGCUAUUCGAUAUUCAACGUCGCCUUUUUCUUCAGUGAAACGAUCCAAGAACAAUGCAAGAAUCAUUCAAGCGGUAAUCUUGUACGUGCCAACGAUGUCAUGUUUGCUGUCCAUGCUUUCUUGAUCUCAUCCUUUACACUCGGACAAACGUUUAUUUACAAGGCAAAGGCUCAGAAAUUAUCGACAACCGCUACAGUCUUGAUCAGCAUUCCAAUUGUUGGUGCUGGAAUUGGAUUGCUGGCAGUCGAGUUUAAUGGCAUACUAUGGAUCGACCUGAUGUACUACCUGAGCUAUGUUAAACUGGCCAUUAGUUUUAUCAAAUACCUUCCUCAAGUUUGGCUGAAUUACAAGCGUAAAUCUACUGUUGGUUGGAGUAUCUACAAUAUCCUUUUGGAUUUUGCUGGUGGUGCACUGUCUAUCGGUCAGCUCUUACUGGAUGCUUCUAUUAGUGGUGACUGGAGUGGUGUAUCAGGGGAUCCCGUAAAAUUUGGUCUGGGAUUUGUCGCAAUUGCAUUCGAUUUGGUGUUUAUCGUCCAGCAUUAUAUACUCUAUCGGGAUCGAACAGACUUUUACCUUAAUUCUGUAGAAGAAGAACGUCGUCGCCUGAUUGCCGAAGGACGUGUUCCCCACCAUGAACCUGACCAAGAAAACUAUAACUCUACUGGGUGGACCCAAUAAAACAAAAAAAAACAAACAUAUUUCAGUAAUAUUUGUCAAAUUUAUUAUAUCUAUAAUCCAUGAUAUAAUUUAAACUAUGUAAAAUUGGAAAAGAGAACCUCUUUUCAAUAAUGUUUAAUACUAAUAAUAAUGAUAAUAAUGAUAAUAAACUGUAUUUUAGGACAAGAUACUAAAGAUAGAUAGAGUAAAAUGUGAUUAAAAUUAAAGGAUCAAUGUGCUGAUCCCAAAUGACACUGAAUACAAAUUUACAUCCUCUUUACUGUAUGUAUAUAAUAUAUACCAUCAUUAUGCCGUUGUUCG